AUGAAGAACACUCUAGAUAAUGGUCAAGGAUCUCGGAUACAACUCUGUUGUGAAAGAAGUGGUCAUCACACUAUUCAUCGAGGGAAGAACUAUGUGCCAAAGACUACCAUAACAAAAAAGAGAAAGUGUGGCACCAUCAAAUGUAACUGUCCAUUUCGCCUAAAUGGAAGUUGCAAUAAGUAUGGGAUAUGGAAGCUUAGAGUUGGAUGUGGUUACCAUAAUCACCAGCUUCCAACCACAUUGGUAGGACACGGUUAUGCUGGAAGGUUGGAGGAAAAAGAAAAGAUGGAAGUCCAAAAAUUGACAGAAAGUGGGUGUCGACCUCGGGAAAUUCUUACUACUCUCAAAAAAGAUAACCCUAAGAAUUGUUCCACCAUGAGAACCAUCUAUAAUGAAAGGCGCAAGCUGAAAAUGUAUGCAAUGCAAGGUAGAUCUAUGAUACAACACUUCUUUAAGUUAGCACAAGAACACCAUUACACGGUUGAGAAUAAGUAUGAUCCCAUGACAAAGAAGGUUACUGAUCUCUUUUUUUCUCAUCCGGUUUCGGUGAAGUUGGCACAAUGUUUUCAUGAAUUUCUUCUAUUGGAUUGCACCUAUAAAACCAACAUAUAUAAGUUACUGUUGUUCCAUGUUGUAUCUCACACGUCGACGGGAGCAACAUUCACUGUUGCGGUAGCUUUCAUGAGUCGAGAAAAAGAAGCAAACUACAUAUGGGCUCUAGAAUGUAUCAAGCGACUCUAUAGAAAAAAUGAAAUUCCAUCGGUUUUCGUUACAGAUUGUGAAGUUGGUUUAAUUAGUGCAAUUCAUCACGUGUUUCCCAAAUCAUCUCAUCUACUUUGCGCAUGGCAUAUCGGGAAGAACGUGUAUGCUCACGGUAAAUGUUACUUCAAACUCAAACCUGCAACUGCAACUGCCAAUGACAAAGACAGACCAAAGAAGAUUGAUACUGUCAUACCCCGAAAAAAAGAGAAGGGGAAACAAAAGGAAAAGCAGGAUGAGAAAAAAAAGGAACUCAAAAAAUGGUAUGAGGCAUGGAAGGAUGUUGUCACGUCGCCAUCUGAAGAUGAAUAUAAGAAAAAUUUAAAUAAAUUUGUCUCCACUUGGGAACCGAAAUGCAAAGAUGUUGUGAGAUAUGUUAUCAAAACUUGGUUGGAUCCAUAUAAAGAGAAGUUUGUUUCGGCUUGGACCGAUAAAAUUAAACAUUUUAACAACAUCGCCACAAGCAGAGUUGAGAGUGCACACGCCAAGUUGAAAUUAUACUUGGGUAACUCACGAGGUAACUUUUUUAAUUGUUUUCUUCGUGCUCAUUGUUCUUACGAAAAUGAGCAUGUUCAUGUUGAGGCCGAGUUCGAGAGAAGCAAAACUAGGCAAAUGCAUGAUCACAGACUCGAAAAUUUAUUUCAAGGAAUCCUCAAUUUUGUGUCAAUUAAAGCUUUGAAGAUUUUAUAUGAUGAGAUACAUAAGAAUGUUGACGUCGGGUCGAUGAAUGUGACAUGCAAUUGUUUGGCUCGUACGGUUAAUGGUCUUCCAUGUGCAUGUGAAAUAGGUGCAUUGAAGAGACAAGGUAAGGUCAUACCGCUCAAUAUUAUUGAUCCGUUUUGGAGGAAAUUGAGUAGUUCACCUCCAUCUCCAAGCCGGAUUAAUCUACCAUUUGAAGAAACACCAGAGUUUUUUGCGAUUCGAGAUACAUGGGAACGAGCGACAGAAAAUGAACAGAAGUAUCCCAAGUGCAUCGAGGGAAGAAGUCCAAGAAGAAACUAA
Messenger RNA from Papaver somniferum (opium poppy), 1761 nucleotides. RefSeq lists its product as uncharacterized. Gene Ontology annotation, biological process: regulation of DNA-templated transcription. The coding region runs from base 1 to 1761 and encodes 586 amino acids. The transcript has a single exon. Lineage: Eukaryota; Viridiplantae; Streptophyta; Magnoliopsida; Ranunculales; Papaveraceae. The record is from RefSeq and is a predicted model, not a curated record.